AUGGAAACAUUCAUACCCAUUAAUUUGACUACUACACAUCAAGAUGAAGAUAAAGAGGAAAGCAACACAAAACAGAGACCUUUCAAAUGUGAAAAGCAAAAAUAUAAAGAUGUCAAGAGAUUGGGGAAACAACCAGCUGAAAUAGCAGAAAAGGAAACAAUGAAAUAUAAAAGAAUUAGAACAUCCUCUAAACGCUUGAGGUCAGAGAAAACAGAAGAUUACCUUAAAGAAAGUGUACCUCCAAGUGUACCAAGUGUAGUUGCUCCAGAAUCAGCUAUCCAUAAGAAGAAAGGGAAAUCAAAAGAAAAAAAGCGUUGCACUCAGGAUGGUGCAAAAUUUAAGAAAGCCAGUAUUGCAUCAUAUGAUAGAACAGAACCAGAAGAUGAUGACAUGAUAAGAAAUAUUAUUAGGCUAAGAGAAAAACUUGGUUGGCAAACUAUACUACCGCAAUACAGUUUGAAAUACAAAAGUUGUGAAAUUGCAAGUCGGAAGACUACUGUAAAGAAAUGUCUGAAAGAUGAUGGAGAAUUUGUAUAUUGCCUUCCUCGGAAUAAUUCUAAAGCCCUUUACAAUCCAUAUGAUCUUCAGGUAGUCUCUCCCCAUAAAGCUAAACGUUGUAAAGAAUAUUGGAUUACUACUGCUUCAUUUAUAUCAAAGGUUAUUAAAAUAGGUGAUGAUACAGAGGAAGUAGAACUUGUACCUGUUCCAGAAUGGCUAUCAGAAAGAAGAUUUUACUAUUUAUUACGGAAGUUUAAGAUAUUUUACAAUUUCCGAAUUAAUAAAGCAUUUGUUACCUGGAAAUUGAAUGUUAAAAGAAUUAAGACAGAAAAGAGUAGGUCAUUUUUGUGCCACCAUCUUUUCUGGGCUGAUGAGUUAUUUCAAUCCUGUCUGCUUUACAUAAAAGGACUUUGUGAAGAUGCAGUUACUCUCAAAAACUAUAAUGAACAUGAAGAUGAUCUACCUGCCAUAUACCUUGUAAAGCUGGACAGUUCUCGAACCUAUUCUCUAGAUGAAUUUUGUGAAGAGCAGUUACAACAAGCUACCCAGGCAACGCAAAAACUUGAAAGUGUUAAAAAUAAAGUAGUUUCCAAGAUGAAAAGUACAUUUUUGAAGGUUGCAGAAAAGAAAGGAAUCAAGGAAUAUUUUGAGUCAAAACAUUCAGAUGAUACAACACAUUUCAAGCUUCCUAAAUAUCGACGUUUAUUAGAAAAAAAUGUCAGGUUUGUGAUGCUGGUUGACUACAUAUUUCAAGAACUCAUUCGACAACUUAUGAAUGCUACAAUCACACUACUUUUGGAAUUAUUUAAUGAUUCUGCUAAAAUUCCAUUUUCAAUGGAAAAAAAGAAUGAAGAUCUCAUGAGAGCAAUAACCAAGGACAACUUUUUUACAACUGAAAAGAUGACAAAUGAUUUGGGAGAACUUGGUAAUAUUUCAAAUUCACGUGCAACUCGUGUUCCAACAUUGGAAGUAAAAACACACGCUGAUGUUAAUGAGGUUUUGAGUGAAAUUAAAGUGGAAAAGGAUUUGAGAAAAAUAUCUGCACCAAUAUUUAAAAUAAAUCUAUGCUUGAGAAUUCCUGAGAAUGAUUCUCCAGAAAAUUUUGAAGAGAACUUUCAUGAGUCUGACCAGUGCCCUGAAAAAUUUGUAAUGUCUAAAAAAGAUGAAAUGUCAAAAAAUGAAGACAGUAGUGCCCAAAAUAAUUCAAAGGAAGAAUUUCUCCCCAGAGGCAAAAAACCACAAAAAUUAAGUCAUAAACUUGAAUAUAUUCUUUCAGACACAGAAAUUGCAACUGAGUUUGAGAGCAAAGAUAUGAAAGAUGAAUUUUUAGAAUUCCCUACAAAUCUCUUUAUAGAUCCCAACAGAUUGGAGUUUUCAAUAAAAAUUCAAAAUAUGGUGACUAAUAUUGAAAAAUGUAUAACCACAAUUACACCUCUUUGCCAAGAUCCUCACCUGUCUGUGUUUAUUGAUUUCUCUUCAAUUCUGGAUUUACCUAGUAAGAUGGAAAAUAUUGUAAAAUAUAAGAGGCAGAACAGAUGGCCAGAUUGUGAAAUCCUUUUUGAAAUGGAUCCUGCCUACCAAAAUAAAAUUGUGAGUCUCCUGACUAUUAUUGGUAAUUCAAUGGGCCUAGUUAAUGUUUACAGCUGGAAGUUUAGAAAGUAUUGUACCAUGGUAGAAAAAGCCAAAAUCAUGAGUAUGAAAAUAUUAUCUAUGGGAGAAUUAACUUCAAUGGAGUUUGAAACUAUACUAAGUAGAUUCAGAAACUAUUUUAGACAUAUUAUAAGUAUGGCCAUUGAAAAGCGCAUUGGUAUUUUCAGCGUUCUUAGUCUUGAUUAUCAGUCAAGAUGCUUACCAUAUGUUGAGAACAUCAUACAUAUGAGCCACACACUCUUACGAUCUCUAAUUGAAAAAAGGAGUGAAAAUCUACUGGAACUUGUAGAUUCAUCAUUGAGACAGCUGGAAUGUGAUCCCACUGAAAUAGAAGAAUUUGUGAAACAUUUUUCUUUUUUGGAUGAAAUUUCCUCAAAAAUAUCUACAAUAGAACACAAGUAUUUAAUAAUUGCUCAGUUAUAUUCUGUCGUAAGGAAUUACCAGGUCUAUAUUCCGGAAGAGCAAAUUGCCGUAUAUAGAAUCCUUCUUAUCAAGUUUGGUCAACUAAAAACAUCUAUGAAGUUAAGAGAAACAAACAAAGAUGCCACUAUAAGUAAAUUCAGAGAUAAUUUAGAAUCAUAUCUGACUGGUCUACGAGCUGAUGUUAGUAAUUUAAAGGCCAAAAUGAGAACUCCUAUUCUUUUAUACAUUGGUACUCGAGUGUCAACAGCAAUGGAAAUGAUCCAGACUCUUUUAGAGGAAGCUGCAAGUUUAGCUAACAGAGCUAAAGCAUGUUCCAGUUAUCAGAAUUGUUUUGAUGAUUACCAAUCUCAUAUGCAUUCUCUUAAUGUGGAUGAUAUUACACAGACAGUGCUUUCAGAGAUCACUGACAUUGAAUACGACUUAACUUUGAGAAAAUUAUUAUGGGAAGCACAAGGGGAGUGGGGAGCAUUCUUUUGGGAAUGGAGAAAUUGUUCUCUUCAAAAUAUUGAUACAGAGUUGGUACAGCGAAAUGUUUCAAAAUGGACACAGAUAAUUGUUAUGCUAGAAAAAGGUUUACCUAGCAAUGAUAUGGUAACACAUCUUCAGCAAUCAGUGACACAGUUUAAGCAAGAACUGCCUAUCAUGAUAGCUCUGGGCAACCCCUGUCUCAAGCCAAGGCAUUGGGAAGCUCUUCAGGAGAUUGUUGGAAAGUCAGUUGAUAAAAAUUGUACACUAGAGAAUCUUCGAAUCCUCAAGAUGUUUCAGUAUGAAAAUGAAAUAAAUGAUAUAUCAAACUCAGCAACUAAUGAAGCUGCUCUUGAAAAAAUGCUUUUUAAGAUUAUUGAUCUGUGGAACACUACUCCUUUACACUUAGUUCUUCAUCACUCAGAGAUUUGCUCUAUCCUAAUAAUUUCAUCUAUAGAUGACAUGUUAUCACAGUUAGAAGAAUCUCAAGUCAUACUUUCAACAAUAAAAGGAUCUUCCUAUAUUGGUCCCAUUAAGGAUCUUGUGACUGAAUGGGAUCAGAACUUGGCUCUCUUCUCUUACACCCUUGAAGAAUGGAUGAAAUGUCAAAGAAAUUGGCUUUAUCUUGAACCAAUCUUUUAUUCUUUAGAAAUACAAAGGCAGCUCCCAGCAGAAAAAAAGCUUUUUGUUCAGGUGAUUGCCACAUGGAAAGAAAUAAUGGCAAAAGUCCAAAGCAAACAGAAUGCUUUACAAAUAACCAACUCUGCAGGAAUACUAGAAAUUUUGCAAAAUUGCAAUAUACAUCUUGAAAGUAUAAAGAAAAGCCUUGAGGACUAUCUUGAAAUUAAAAGAGUUAUUUUCCCAAGAUUUUACUUUCUUAGCAAUGCUGAACUUCUUGAUAUUCUAGCAAAUAGCAGAAAUCCUGCAUCUGUACAGCCUCAUCUUGUGAAAUGUUUUGAAAAUGUAAAACACUUAUUGAUAUGGAAACAUGAAAUUGGCCCUCCUGCUGUAAAAAUGCUCAUAUCUGCUGAAGGAGAAGGCCUUCUGCUGCCAAAGAAAAUUCGUUUAAGAAGUGCUAUAGAACAGUGGCUGCUAAAUAUAGAAAAAAGCAUGUUUGAUGUGAUAAAAAAAGAGAUGCAAGUAUAUAACUAUCUCUUAUCUUUUCAGAGCCAGAUCAUGUUUUAUAAUGAUUGUCUUAAAAGUUUUAGGAGUUCUCAUUCAAGAGAAGAGAUGGAAAAAGUCUGUGCUGAUGUGAUAUGUCAUCUAGAAGAAAUUGCAGAGCUGGUAGUGUUGGAUACUAGUAACUCUCGAACAAAAAUUGUACUAGGGGCAUUGCUUACCCUUUAUGUUUAUUGCAGAGAUAUAGCAAUAAAUUUACUACUUAAAAAUAUCUUCAAUUCAGAGGAUUUUGAAUGGACAAGACAUUUGCAAUAUAAGUGGAAUGAAAAACACAAAUUGUGUUACGUUUCACAAGGAGAUGCCAGUUUUACUUACGGCUAUGAGUACUUGGGUUGUACCGCAAGGUUGGUUAUUACGCCUCUCACAGACCGAUGCUGGCUGACUCUUACAGGAGCACUACAUUUCAAUCUAGGAGGCUGCCCUGCUGGUCCAGCUGGGACAGGAAAAACUGAGACUGUCAAAGAUCUAGCAAGAUCCUUAGGCAAACAUUGUGUGGUCUUCAACUGUUUUGAGGACUUGGAUUAUAAGGUAGUGAAACAAUUCUUCUUUGGACUAGUUCAGUCAGGAGCAUGGUGUUGUUUUGAUGAAUUCAAUCGAAUUGAUAUGGAAGUUCUCUCUGUCAUUGCCUCACAGAUCCUAACAAUUAAGGCUGCGAAAGACAGCUAUUCUGUCAGGUUUGUUCUGGAAGGAAAAGAAGUUCGUAUUAAUUUGUCUUGUGCAAUAUUUAUCACCAUGAAUCCUGGGCAUAGAGGCCGAGUAGAGCUUCCAGAUAACUUAAAAUCUCUCUUUCGUCCCGUGGCAAUGAUGGUGCCCCAUUAUCAAAUGGUUGCUGAAGUAAUACUGUUUUCAUUUGGUUUCAAAUCUGCAAAACCACUCUCUGGAAGGCUAGCUAACCUUUAUGAAUUAGCCAGCAAACAGCUGUCACAACAGGAUCAUUAUGAUUUUGGCUUGAGGUCCCUGAAGACAGUUUUAGUAAUGGCUGGAAAGAAGAAACGAGAGUUUAAAUGUGACUAUGCUGACAAUCUUUCUGAAGCAGAGGAAACGCUGAUCAUUAUUGAGGCUGUAAGAGAAGCUAGUUUGCCAAAAUGUCCUCCUGAAGAUGUUCCACUUUUUGAAAGGAUUAUAGGAGAUAUUUUUCCUGGAGUGACAGUUUUAAAAGCAAAUCAACUUGCAUUGGAGAAAGCAAUAGCUAUGGCAACACAAGAAUUAGGCUUACAACAGUGGCCACCUCAGAGAGAGAAGAUCAUACAGUUUCAUAAUCAACUUGAAGCUUGUGUUGGUGUGAUGUUAGUAGGCCCAACAGGUGGAGGUAAAACAACAGUCAGAAGAAUUUUAGAAAAAGCAUUAGUACUAUUACCAGUCAUAGACCUCUUAUCAGAUGAAGAACGAACCUCUACUUCAAAGAUUUUAGGAAGAAGAGGAAAUGUAGAGGUUUGUGUUUUAAAUCCGAAGUGUAUCACUCUUGGUGAACUGUAUGGACAACUGGAUCCUAAUACUAUGGAAUGGACUGAUGGAUUAUUAACAGCAGUGAUUCGAAGUUAUGUAUAUUUUAACACUUCAAGUCAUUCAAGGAAAGAAAUUGAUUAUAGAAUAAGGACAAGAAUCUCAGAUUUAUCUAAUAUUUUCAAACUUGAAAUACCUGAUAUAGCAGAUGCUGAUGAUCUUAGCUUUGAGAAGGAGAUGCAGAAAGAUGUUAAAAUUUCAGAAAUUCACAAUUUUGAUUGGCAGUGGGUUAUCUUAGAUGGUCCUGUGGAUACGUUUUGGGUAGAAAAUCUGAACUCUGUGCUAGAUGACACUAGAACAUUGUGCCUAGCAAACAGUGAGAGAAUAGCUUUAACUAAUAAAAUAAGACUGAUUUUUGAAGUGGACAGUCUCUCUCAGGCCAGUCCUGCUACCGUCAGUCGAUGUGCAAUGGUCUAUAUGGAUCCUAUUGAUCUGGGAUGGGAGCCUUAUGCCAAGUCUUGGCUUUUGAAAACUUCUAAAGUUUUAGAUAAAUCAGGAGUGGAUUGUCUGGACCUUCUGAUUAAGAAAAGUAUCACAGAUGGACUACAAUUUAUAAAGAAAUAUGAGAAAUUUCAGCCAUAUCCUACACAGGAUGUAACAAUUGUCAUGACUCUCUGCAGAAUUCUUGAUGCUUUCUUUGAAAUCCUGAUUGAAUGUGGAGGACUUGGAAAAAGUGAUGAUUUGAGUGACACUCCAACUGAGGAAGUGAAACCUCAAGAAGAUUCUACCAAAUUCAAAGAUAUAGAAGAGAGGGAUGAAGUUAUAUGGUAUCUGGAGAAAAAUCCUGAUAAAUUAACAGUAAUGAUUAAAAAGCUUUUUGUGUUUGCAUUUACUUGGGCAUUUGGAGGAACUUUAAACCGUGAAGAUGGACACAAAGAUGAUAUAAUAUUUUGUCCCAGUCUUGAAGCUGAUUCUCUUUCAAAAGUAACAUAUGAUUUUAACAAACUUAUUCAUGAAAUAUUUGAAACCAAUUUGCAAGUUGGCCUCAAGCUACCAACUGAUGAAAGUUCUAUCUUUGAGUACUUUUUGGAUAUACAGCAAUGUGAAUUCAUGCCCUGGUCAGAUUUAGUGCCUAAUGAUCAGACACUAAUUCAAAAAGGACCUCCAGUACUAGUUGAUCAUCAGGGAUCUGGUGAAAACCUCUUGAAGAUACCAGAAAGUAAAGAGGGCAUUAAUUAUACUGCUACCAGAACUACUGUAUGCCUGUCUUUUCUCAUGAGCCUUCUUUUAAAGAAUUCCUACCCUGUUCUUCUCACAGGAGAAUCUGGUGUUGGGAAAACUGCUGCCAUUAACCAAAUGCUUGAAAACUUAGAGGAUUCAGGAGCAUUUGAUAUAAAAUAUGGCUCAAUUUUGGGAGAUGUCCUAUUAUAUAAUGAAAUUAAAAAAUCAAGGUUCCUAAAACAGAAUAUCAACAUCUUGAUUUCUGAAACUCAUAAGACACCAGCUGGAGAUCCAGAUAAUGCUACUAAAAAGCCAGAAGUUACAACUCAUGAAAAUUUUUCAAAAAAUAAUAGAAAUGAAGGAAUUAUAGUCUCCUCAAUAAAUUUUAGCACCAGUAUGACAGCUGCCAAAACCAAAGAGAAGAUUCUUAAGAAGUUGAUAAGGAGAGCUAAAGAUACUCUUGGACCACCACAAAACAACAGGAUUAUAAUAUUCAUUGAUGAUGUGAAUAUGUCAACAACAGAUAGAUAUGGAGCAGAUCCACCCUUGGAAUUGAUAAGACAAUUAUUAGAUUUGGGAGGAGUUUAUGAAACUGGAAAAAAUGUAUGGAAGACUAUUCAAGAUCUCUCAAUAGUUGCAGCUUGUUUUCCUCUAGGUGGUGGGAAUGAUGUCAGCCCACGUCUUCUCAAACAUUUUUCUAUACUAGUAAUGCCUCACCCUUCACCAGGUGCCUUACGUACGAUUUUCAAGAUUCACUUGGGAACGUAUUUCUCCACCAAUAACUUCACAGCUGAUGUUCAGAAAAGUACAAUUCAGAUAAUAUCUUGCUGCCUAGCUAUAUACCAUCAAGUACGUCAGAAUAUGUUACCAACUCCAACAAAAUGUCACUACAUGUUUAAUCUUCGAGAUUUGUUUAAGCUUCUCGUAGGAUUGCUGCAAGCUGAAAAGGUUGUUAUUAACUCCAGAGAGAUGGCUGCUCGGCUUUUUAUUCAUGAAGCAACUCGAGUGUUUUGUGAUCGCUUAAAUGAUUCCACUGAACAAGAGCUUUUCUUUCAGUUGAUUGCAAAGGAAUUUAGGACCUAUUUUCAGAUUGGAAUAGAUGGAUGUGGAAAAGAAACCUGUGCAACCUUAGCCUGUUACGUGGAAGAUAACAAACUAUAUCGAGUCUCUAUAUCUCACAAUUACACCCACAUAGAAUUCAGAGAAGUCUUAAAAAAGGUGUUUAGUCAAGCAGGAUUAGAAGGGAACCGGACUGUUCUGAUGGUUCUUAAUUUAAUCCCAGGACAAGAUUUAUUUAUGGAAGAUCUGAACUGCAUUAUCAAUUUGGGAAGAAUACUUGACUUGUUUGAAAAUGAUGAGCUGGACUCUAUUGCAAAACAUAUCAAAUCUCUUGAUGAACAGUUUGAUCACGUGGAUGAUAGGCAGUUUUUACUUUCAUUCUUUCAAAAGAGAAUAUAUAAAAAUCUUCACAUUUUCAUAAUCAUGAGUCCUGAAGGACCUAAUUUACGCCAAAAUUGCAGAAUAUACCCUUCUUUGAUCAGCUCCUGCACAAUCGAUUGGUAUAAGAGGUGGCCAGAUGAAGCUCUCCUUCUUGUAGCCAAUUCCUUCUUAAGAGAAAAGGUGAAUUUCCUAAAAAGAGAGCACUUAAAAGAAAAACUUGCCGCAGCAUGUGUCCAAAUUCACAAAAGUAUAAAAGACUUGAGCACGAAAUACUUUGAAGAAACUAGAAGGCAUUAUUAUGUCACUCCCAAUAAUUACUUGCAAUUCAUGGACACAUUUGCACAAAUUUUGAGCUCACGAGAAAAGGAGAUGCAAAAGAAGAGGGACCAUUUCUAUGUUGGUUUAUCCAAGAUCCUGGAAGCAACCACACUAGUUACAGAAAUGCAGGAGGAGCUCUUUAUUCUUGGCCCUCAAAUAGAACAAAAGACAAUGGAAACAGAAACUCUAAUGGAAAAACUACAGAAAGAGUCACAAGUAGCUGAGAAAGUUCAAACACUUGUCAAACAGGAUGAAGAAAUUAUGGCAGAAGAAAUAAGAAUUGUGGAAGAUUAUGCCCAGAAAACUGCCAGUGAACUAAAAGGGGUCCUUCCAGCCUUAGACAAGGCACUUGUGGCUCUCAAUUCCCUGGAUAAAUCUGAUAUUGCUGAAUUAAGAGUGUACACUCGGCCUCCCUUCCUCGUGCUGACAGUCAUGAAUGCAGUGUGUAUUCUUCUGCAAAAGAAACCUAGCUGGGCAACGGCAAAGUUACUUCUUUCAGAAACUGGUUUUUUAAAAAAAUUGAUUAACCUUGACAAGGACAACAUACCUGAUAAGGUUUUUACGAAGCUGAAAAGAAUUUUAAUGAUACCUGAUUUCAACCCAAACAAGAUAGCUUUGGUUUCUGUUGCUUGCUGCUCUAUGUGCCAGUGGGUUAUAGCUUUGAAUAACUACCAUGAAGCACAGAAGCUGGUGGUCCCUAAACAAAUUCAAGUAGCUGAAGCUCAAAAUGCCCUUAAAGUUGCACGACAACGAUUGGCGGAAAAACAAAGAGGUUUACAGCUGAUUGAAGAACACUUGAUGUCUCUGCAAGCAGCCUUCAAAGAUACUGUUAAUGAAAAACACCUGUUAGCAAAUCGGAGAAAACUGGUCAACAGGCGCUUGCACCAUGCGUCAGUCUUAUUAACUGUUCUGGAAGAUGAGAAGAUUCGAUGGCAAGAAACAAUCAAUCAAAUAGACAACAAAUUGGAAGGAAUUGUGGGUGAUAUACUUCUUUCAUCAGCAUGCAUUGUCUACAGUGGAGUUUUAUCGCCAGAAUUUCGUCAGUUGAUUUUAAAUAAAUGGGAGAAGAUUUGCAGUGAAAAUGACAUUUCUUUGUCUCCCAACUUUUCUUUAAUUGAAGUCAUGGCAGAAAAAUAUCAGAUUGGCCAAUGGCAUCAUCAAGGGUUGCCUCUUGGUCAGCAUUCAACAGAGAAUGCCAUCUUCAUCAUGAAUAGCCAGCGGUGGCCACUGCUGAUUGACCCACAUAAACAAGCAUACAACUGGAUUUGUCACAUGGUAGGACCAGCGCUACAGGUGUUCUCCAUUGAGGAUAGCAAUUACACAAAAAAAAUUGAAAAUGCUAUGAAAAUAGGAGGAAGUAUCCUCUUACAGAAUCUCCUGGAAACAUUAACUCCUGGCUUAAAGGCAAUUUUGAAGAAGGAUAUCUAUAAGAAAAGAGGACAAUAUCUCAUAAAGAUUGAUGAUGCUGAGGUUGAAUACAACCCCAAAUUUAGGUUAUAUUUGUCUACAGAUAUAGACAACCCCCACUUUCUUCCAUCAGUUUAUAACUUUGUUACUAUAAUCAAUUUCACGGUAACAUUCCAAGGUUUGCAAGAUCAACUCUUGUCUACUGUGGUAACUCAUGAAGUUCCUCAAUUAGAAGAACAGCGCUCCCAAUUAUUGGAGAAUAUUUCCCAUGAUAUUGUAAUUCUUAAUGAACUGGAGGAAAAAACAUUAAGUUUACUGCAGAGAACACAAGGAUGUGUAUUGGAUGAUGAGGAAAUUUUAGAGACCUUAAGAAAAUCCAAAAUGACAUCAAAUGAAAUUUCAAAGCGCAUCAAAGCAACAAAAAAAGCUGAACAUAAAAUCCAAGCAACACGCAAAAUCUAUCUCCCCAUUGCUACCAGAGGUGCCCUGCUCUACUUUCUAGUUUCUGAUCUUACACAAAUUAACUACAUGUACCAAUUCUCCCUAGGGUGGUUUCGUAAAAUUUUUGUUUCAUCAGUAAUUUUCAAAGCCAAAGAACAAGAAAGUAAUUUGAGAAGGGAGAGAAUAACUCUGAGAAAACUUCUUAAGAUUACAAAAGAAACUAACUUGGAAAAUGAGAAAGAUUUCUUAGACAAGCGUAUUAAAACUGCAAUAGAUGUGUUGACAAGAAAUAUUUUUAAGGUAGUUUCUUCAGCUCUAUUUAAUCAAGAUAAACUUUGCUUCUCUUUUCGACUUUGCACUACAAUCAUGCAAAAUAAUGCUAAAGAAAAUCUAAUGCAGGAUAACAUUGGAUUCCUACCAGAAAAAGAAUGGCAUAUCUUUUUAUAUUCUGGCAUAUUGAUAAAUAUUAAAAGUGCUUUACUCCAGCCUAGACUUAAUAGUUUAUUUGCAAUCCGUAGAAACCAACAUCUUCAGUGGGUUUCAAGCACCAGGUGGAAGCAGUGCCAAUAUGUUAGCCGUCAACUGGAACCAUUUUCACUUCUGUGCAAAUCCCUUUUAUCAAAUGUAUUACAAUGGAAUACUUUCAAGAAUAGUGAGAAUGUUUAUUUUUUGGUCAGCACACCUUUCUCCCCAGAAAAGAUUUCACCGAAUGAAAGUACAAAACCAUCAGAGAAGAGUGAACUUUGGAAUGAAAAUGAAGAUAUGCGUAAUCCUAUAAAUUUUCAUUGGGAGAAACUCACUCCAUUUCAAAGACUUAUUUUGGUAAAAAUCCUUAGACCAGAACAUUUAAAAAAUUCGGUUAAAAAGUUCAUUAUUGAAAAAAUGGGAAGUGAAUAUCUUCAAAGAACUGAAGUUAAUCUGAAAGAAUCAUUUGAACAAUCCAAUGCCAGAACUCCAUUGGUACUUAUUUACUCUCAUGGAAUUGACCUCACCAAUGUUCUCCUGAGAUUGGCACAGGAGCUAAAAGGAACAACAGAUCAUGUGACCAUGAUUUCUCUGGGCCGUGGCCAGGCAACUAAAGCUGAAGACCUCAUUUUUAAGGCACUCAACAAAACACAUCAAUGGGUCUUCCUCCAGAACUGCCACUUUGCAGCAUCAUUUAUGCCAAGACUUUGCACUAUUGUAGAAUCAUUGAAUAAUCCAGCUCUGACAGUAGACCCUGAUUUCAGACUAUGGUUAAGCUCAAAAUCAGAUGGUUCUUUUCCGAUUCCCAUUCUUCAAAUGAGUUUAAAGAUUGCUGUAGAACCUCCCCAGGGGUUGAAAAGUAAUUUACUUCAAACAUUUGGAUUCACUGGAAGUGGAGAGGUAACAGAAGAGUUAUUUGAAAAACGUGACUGUGGAGAAUGGUGGAAAAAGCUUUUAUUCAGCCUAUGUUUUUUCAAUGCUGUGAUCAAUGAAAGAAAAAAUUAUGGAAUAUUGGGCUGGAAUAUUAUUUAUAAAUUUAAUGCUUCAGACUUGGAGGUUUCGAUAAAGGUGUUGGACAAUUCCCUGAGCCGGUUCCCUGGUAUUCCAUGGAAAGCACUGCGCUACCUGAUUGGGGAAGUGAUUUAUGGUGGCCGGGUGACUGACAGCUGGGACAAGCGAUGCCUGAAGACCCUUCUCUACAGAUUUUGUAAUCCUGAAGUGCUAAAGGAUGACUUCACUUUCUUGCCUAAAUCUGCAAGCAUGAAGGAGUACUUAGACAUUAUCUAUUCACUACCUGAUGAUGAUCCUCCAGAGGUCUUGGGAGUACACCCUGAGGCCAUAAGGAGCUGCAGGGAGAUUGAGAGCCAAAACUUUAUUGAAAAUCUCAUUACCAUGCAACCAAGAGCUACAACUGGGGCCAACCUCAAGAUCCGACCUGAGCAGAGUAAUGAUGAACUGGUGAUGGAAAUGUUGUCUGACAUGCAAAAGCGGUUGCCACUGACAGUUGAGAAAAGAGACAGUGCUGGUGGGGCUCCACGCACAUUGAAGGGCAUGAUGUCCAGCCCCAUUUGGGAAUUUCUUUCUAGAAGUCUCAAAAGUUAUGAUCCCCUAAUCCAUUCUGUCUUGUUAACCUUUCUGAACCAAGAAAUUGAACGAUUUGAUAAGUUAUUAUCUGUCAUACAUAAAUCUUUAAAAGAUCUUCACCUUGCUAUAAAGGGAGAGAUCGUCCUCAAUAAAGAAUUGGAAGAAAUAUUUAACUGUUUUCUGAAGAUGAAAGUACCUCCACUGUGGCAGAAAAACGCCUACAUGUCAUGUAAGCCACUGACUUCCUGGGUUAAUGAUCUCACUCAGCGACUGAAUUUCUUUAAUACAUGGGCCAGAGUGGCUUUCACAGCAAUACAUCAUCGGUAUAUGAGAUUAGUCACAUCCUGGAAGCAAUCUGCUUCAUCAAAGAACAAACAAACUUCUGAUUCGGACAAUAGUUACAGUAUUUACUCUGAAGGAUUUCCUGCAAGAUACUGGCUCCCAGCUUUCUUCUCCCCACAAGCCUUUCUUACUGCUGUGCUUCAAGACUAUGGAAGGGCCCGAAAGAUCUCCACGGACUCGCUCACGUUCACCCACCGUGUGAUUUCCGACACCGCCGAUAACACAGAGGAAUUCUCCAUCAUUAUCCAAAAAAAACUCAACAUAGUCACGAGAGCCUUUAAGGGCUCAGACUCCUUCCACAGUGGAGUUUACAUUUUUGGCUUAUUCAUCGAGGGAGCAAGGUGGAAUCAUGAACAAAGCAUACUAGACGACUCGCUGCCUCUUGAGAUGUGUUGUGAUUUUCCUGACAUAUACUUUGCGCCAACAAAGAUUUCAGCUGAAACACCAAAUGCUUCUAACCAGACAGAUCCAGAACUCUAUACUUUUGAAUGCCCAGUAUACCAGACACCUGAGAGGUCAAGAAUUUUGGCAACCACUGGUUUAUCAACAAACUAUUUAACAUCAGUGUAUUUACCAACAAAGAAACAUCCUAGUCACUGGAUCACAAUGCAGGUUGCAUUGCUAUGUGAGAAGAAUGAAUGA
Otolemur garnettii (small-eared galago) is the source of this 13518-nucleotide messenger RNA. RefSeq names its product dynein axonemal heavy chain 14 (gene DNAH14). Gene Ontology annotation, cellular component: dynein complex. The transcript has 83 exons. Bases 1 to 13518 code for a protein of 4505 amino acids. The record is from RefSeq and is a predicted model, not a curated record. Gene Ontology annotation, biological process: microtubule-based movement. Gene Ontology annotation, molecular function: ATP binding; dynein light intermediate chain binding; minus-end-directed microtubule motor activity. Lineage: Eukaryota; Metazoa; Chordata; Mammalia; Primates; Galagidae.